AUGCGUAUUCUCGAAACACGGUUUGCCAAUACCCGCAAGAACAAAGGUGAAGACUCGGGACCCAAAGUAGUGGUAACGGUUGAUGAUAAUAGUGAUGAUGGUAGCGAUGACAGUGGUGUUGUGGGGACUGAGAUUAACAUCCACGAGCAAGAGAGCACUCACGAUACAAGUGUCAUGGAUGAGGACCUUGAUGAAGGCCAGUACUAUAGUCGCGAUGAAGACACAUAUCCGGACUUUGGCACUAACUUGGAGGAGCUCGACGCCUCAGAUACACCCCCUGCUUUGGCUAGUAAUCGUGGACAGCGUGUCGACAUUGAACUGGUCGUGCCCACCAUUGAAGACACGAUAGGUGCUUCAUCGGAAGCUGGUUUUUGCCUUUCCCGCUACUGUUGCUGA
This is a messenger RNA of Prunus armeniaca (apricot), 396 nucleotides long. The record is from the annotation of a GenBank genome assembly. Lineage: Eukaryota; Viridiplantae; Streptophyta; Magnoliopsida; Rosales; Rosaceae.